This is a messenger RNA of Solenopsis invicta (red fire ant), 709 nucleotides long. RefSeq names its product acyl-CoA Delta(11) desaturase-like. The transcript is spliced from 4 exons. Gene Ontology annotation, molecular function: stearoyl-CoA 9-desaturase activity; iron ion binding. Gene Ontology annotation, cellular component: endoplasmic reticulum membrane. The coding region runs from base 1 to 579 and encodes 192 amino acids. Gene Ontology annotation, biological process: unsaturated fatty acid biosynthetic process. The record is from RefSeq and is a predicted model, not a curated record. Lineage: Eukaryota; Metazoa; Arthropoda; Insecta; Hymenoptera; Formicidae.
AUGGCGUUAAAACCACAAGUAAAUAAGGAACUUGAAGAAAAAUCGAAAUUCAAUAGAUCAAUAGUAUGGCGUAAUUCUUUUGGGAAUCUCAGCUGGGGCUCAUCGACUUUAGCCCAUCGAUCCUACAAAGCCAAGUGGCCUCUCCAAUUGCUGCUAGCAUUCAUGAGCACUGUAGCUUUUCAGGAUUCCGUGAUUGUAUGGGCCAGGGACCACAGGGUCCACCAUAAAUUUAGUGAUACUGACGCCGACCCACAUAACCCCAACGUCGGAUACUUUUUUUCGCAUAUAGGCUGGCUGCUUUGCAAAAAACAUUCCGAUGUCACGAAAAAGGGGAAAGGCAUUGAUAUUUCUGAUCUAGAGAGCAAUGCAAUAUUAGCGUUUCAAAAAAGAUAUUAUACGAUAUUGGUGAUAUUGCUCUGCUUUGUUAUGCCAACCGUUAUCCCAGUCGUAUUUUGGGAAGAAAAAUGGCUAAACGCCUACUUAAUCUCCGGCGUUCUUCGUCAUAUUUUGCUACUAAAUGUAGCUUUAAUGAUUAACUCAAUAGGCCACAGAUAUGGUUAUAAACCAUAUGACAAGUAAGUAUCAAUCAAUUAAUAGUCUUAUAUAGCCGAAUAUACUUUUAAAUCAAAUUUUGUACGUAAUAAGGAUUUAAUUACAACUGCUUUCUUGAUUGUUACAGAUAUAUAAAUCCAGCAGACAAUGUAGUAUU